This is a messenger RNA of Paramacrobiotus metropolitanus, 2283 nucleotides long. RefSeq lists its product as uncharacterized. Bases 31 to 1491 code for a protein of 486 amino acids. Gene Ontology annotation, molecular function: protein binding. Lineage: Eukaryota; Metazoa; Tardigrada; Eutardigrada; Parachela; Macrobiotidae. The transcript has 3 exons. The record is from RefSeq and is a predicted model, not a curated record.
UUCGGGUUGUCAAUCGGACAGCGCAGAUAAAUGAACAGACCAUCGUCGACCACAUCUACGACGCGUCGGGAACAUUCCGCGGGCGAUUUCGAACGAUCACUGACAGUAACUCCGUUGGACAUUUUCUGCUCAACACUGUCCACCAUGCCCAGCCGAAUGGACCUCGACACCGCUGUGAACGUUCUGGGUAAGGAUCAGCGGCUGCGCUUCGGACACGUUGUGGACGUGGCCGACGAUCGUCUCUUCGUCGAUCUGCUCGGUCCCCAUCGGCGACGUGAAUAUGCACCGUUUGGUAGUGUCGCGUUGACCCGAGUGAUCGACACCAUCGAUCUAAAAGAUUUCCAUGCCCAGCAAGGAUCGGUCGUCCCGGUGCGGGUGCUCGUGCCGGAAACGCCAGCGGGCCCGUGGAUGUGGUCCGCCGGGGAGAUGGUGGUAGGGAGCAUGGGAUAUCUGUUGGGAGGGGGCUAUGUCCGUUGGCACUGUCCGCAUUCCGGAGUACCGUGCACCGAUUUCGUCCCCACAAAGCGCCUUCGCCCCGUUACGGAUGCCGUCCUCGGAGAUACCAUCGGACCAGGCAUCUUUAUCAAAGGCCAUGUGCAGUUGGGCGAGGAAUUCCGCUCGCUGUCUACCGAAGCAACCACGGCGCUCGUCAACCGACUGAACGGCGCCUCCCGACGUGUUGAAACGCAAGUUGUCGUGAUAGACUUCGUGGACGGCGAGUUGACAUACAUUCACAAUCGCCGUGAUGCAGAGAAAUGUCAAGUGUCCGAAGGCAACGUGUCGGAACUCAUGAACUCCCUUAACGAGAGACUGGUCAGUCUGAUCAAGUCAAUCCCUGACGAACCGGCUUCGGCCGCAGAUAACAGCAUGGCGCAGAUGGCGCUCCCGGUGGAAUUGUGGCAGGAGGUCUUUUCCCAUCUGGACACCCUGACGCAGACGCAGCUGCGCACCGGGUGCCCAACAUGGAACCGGAUCAUGGAUGCUCCCGCGCUGCGUUCCACCAUCGUCAUCCGCCGAGAAGUUGACUAUUUUCUCUGCUUGGCGACGGUGGGCAAGUGCCUACGUUCCGACACGCAGCGGGUUGCCAUAACAUACGCGAAGGGAGUCUGGGAUUACGCUCAACACCCGAUGUUGCUUUGCGACAUCAUCCGCUACGUAGCUGAGCAGCGAACCGGCAUCCACCUGCGCACCGUGUACCUGCACGGCGUCCGCAUGAAACUGCUGAUUAACCGCACUGCCGCGGACGUUCAAGAUAGCGAAUGCGGCCUGCAUCCGUCGGAUCCGGCGCAGCCGGAGUCCAAUGCGCCACACGAAUGUCUCUGGUUGGAAGACUUGAUGGCCACGUGCCGCAGUGUGCCGUGUGAUGCCAUUCACCUGACCAACUGCGACGUGUAUUUGGUUGGGCUGCGCUACGCGCCUCAACGGGGUGCAGAGGAUAUCGGCAACGGCGAUCGAAUUCACCAUCGGCACAGCGCAGCUGCCGCUGACUGACGGUUACGGCUGCGCAUUGUGUGAUGCUUUCGAGACGGCGCUGCCGUUGGUGCGUGAUAAAGAAGGGCACGCGCUAAUCCGACGGCUGAAACGCAGCCUGGACCGGGAUCCGAAGAGCCAGCUGUCUAUUGUCACCUGCCAUGUAGGAAUGCAGUCACAGUCAUUCGAUGGCGGUACAUAAGUACUUGGAAUAACACUUGCGCAAAUUUUUUCUUCUGCAGAUACUAUGUGUACAAGCUUGUCCCGUAAUUUCCAUCGUAAAGGUACAGCUAGCACGAAAUUUGCGCUUGAAACGAUGGCCACGUCACUACGCUUAUCUGAUUGCCUAAAUCCGCUCCGUAGUUAGAUGGUCCAUUACCACACCGACUGUUUCUUAGCCAUCUUACGCCAGGCAGUUACUGUUAUUCUCAUUGAAUUAUAUGGCGUGUACCAAGCCACCAGCCAGCCAAAUGCAUGUUACGUGUUUAAACAGUGUGGCGUGGCGCGCCGUAGUACGGAUUUACGCGCAACACGUAAAUUUGUAAUGUUCGCUGUUCUGAUGCGAUGGAAAUUACGGGACAAGCUUGUACUGACAUCGGCCGAUCCGCGUCCAUCCUCCCCCUACCGCGGGAAGAAGUGGUGCGUGGACGGUCUGCGAGAGCUGCAACUGCAGUGGGACACCUUGCCGCGCAUUGCCCGCCAUUUCCUUUUUUGCCAUCAGCUCUGCUAGCCUGUACGGAGAACUUGCGCGAUUCAGCUGCACGGAUUUCUCAUCGUACACCGUCAUAAUAAUUAUGUGGAUCAGAUUGUAGU